Messenger RNA from Nymphaea colorata (pocket water lily), 1656 nucleotides. Its product is annotated as aspartyl protease family protein At5g10770-like. NCBI's taxonomy places the organism in Eukaryota, Viridiplantae, Streptophyta, Magnoliopsida, Nymphaeales, Nymphaeaceae. The transcript has 2 exons. Gene Ontology annotation, biological process: proteolysis. The record is from RefSeq and is a predicted model, not a curated record. Gene Ontology annotation, molecular function: aspartic-type endopeptidase activity. Bases 119 to 1471 code for a protein of 450 amino acids.
UGCAAAUUCACUCACACACUCUCUCUCCCCCUUUCGGGACAGCGGCUUUCUCCAUACUUGGCUAUAUAUACAGGAAACAACUGAGACUCAGAGACUGAAUCUCUGUGGAGGCUCCACAAUGGGUUUCACCUUCUUGUCUGUCUUCUUUCUUCUGCUCACAACAGCCUCCCCUCUCAGAGAUUACCCCAAGGAUCUCUGCUUGUCUGCUGCCCAAGGCCGCGGACGUUCCUCCAACGGCACCGGCAUCCGCCUCCCUCUGCACCACGUGAACGGGCCAUGUUCGCCGGUGAACUACCCGCCGGUGAGGUUCGAGGACACCGUCAGGCAGGACGAAGCCCGUGUCCGGUACCUCCUCUCCAGACUGAGCGGGACGCGCAGCUUCCCCCAGCCGGACGCCUUCGGCGUGCCGGUCGAGUCCGGCGGCAAGGUGGGCACCGGCAACUUCGUGGUGGGCGUCGGCCUGGGCACCCCUGCGAAGGACUACGUCAUGAUCGCCGACACCGGCAGCACCUUCACGUGGCUCCAGUGCCAGCCUUGCACACAGUACUGUCACGCUCAAGCGGGUCCCGUCUACGACCCCUCCUCUUCCUCUACCUACGCAUCCGUAUCUUGCGGUGACGACGCGUGCACCGGCCUCCAAGAAGCUACGCUCAACCCUUCCGGCUGCUCCUCCCAAAACAAGUGCGAAUACGAGGCCAGCUACGGCGACCGGUCGCUUUCCAUCGGCUUCGUCAGUAGAGAUACGCUCUCCGUCGGUUCUGAGUCGCUGCCCGGCUUCUUAUACGGCUGCGGCCAGCUGAAUCAGGGCCUCUUCGGGCAGACUGCCGGAAUUAUCGGCCUCAGCCGCGACAAGUACUCACUGUUUGCGCAGCUCGGCUCAAAAUACGGCAACGUGUUCUCGUACUGCCUUCCUACGCCUUCCUCUACCGGCACGCUCUCCUUCGGUGCGGGUGUGGAUGACCAGUCUGCGUAUCAAUUCACUCCCAUGCGCUCCAGCUCCAGAGAUCAGUCUCUGUAUUUCCUACAACUGACCGGUAUAAGCGUCGCCGGGGAGUCGCUGCCGGUAUCUACGGCGGAGUAUACGCGCCAGCCUACGCUGAUCGAUUCGGGUACCGUCAUCACGCGCUUGCCGGACACCGUGUAUGCGGCGCUGAGAGAUGCGUUUGUGAAGCAGACCGCCGGCUACCCGAAGGCCCAAGCUUUCUCUUUGCUGGACACAUGCCUGCAGGCCAAGGCCAAGGACGUGGCGGUGCCGGAGGUGGUGAUGCACUUCGAGGGCGGUUCGGAGCUGAAGCUGGAGGCGUGGAACGUGCUGAUGGACGUGGGGGACGGCCAGUCGUGCUUGGCCUUCGCCGGAACCUCCAUGAGCGAAGGGGUGGCGAUUAUCGGCAACCGCCAGCAGCAGAAGACGACGGUUGUCUAUGACGUCUCUAACUCCAGGAUCGGCUUCGCUAAUGGCGGGUGCAGCUAAGAACCGCGCUGCAUCCGGAAGCGAAUUAGAAGGAAGGAUUUGUGUGGGUAAUGAACUAGUAGUAGGAAGAUCUGGUAAGGGAAGACGAUCAAAAUGUAGGUCUUGAUCGAUGGUAGUGCCAGAUGAACGCUUCCAUGUACACACACAUAACUUUUCAAAUAAUUGAUAAGUACAGUUUGUAUUGA